AUGCUCAUUGUUUACAAACAAAGAGACUUGCAAACUGAAAAUCGAUUUCUGAUUUUAGAUGAAUCGAUUGGUUACAAAGACAAAUAUGGAUAUUUUUUCUUGUUGAAUCUAUUUGGUCAUUUUAGAUAUCAAUUCAGGUACAUUUUAACUUUACUGGUAGUUUCCGGUUUACAUAUUCACAAAGUUGAACGAAUACAAAAGCAAAGUCAUCGUACAUUUUUUUCUAAAUUUAUUUUCUUCGUGUGUCUAUCGACAAUGCUCGAAUUAACGACUUUGAUGAUCUUUACAUGGCUGACACUUCGCGUUCGCUAUUUCCAUAAUUACUUCAAAGACUUUGUUUUGUUCGAUAUCGAUAUCAAUAACAACGUUAUCAUUCGUUGGAUAUGUUCAUUCGUCAUGACAAACGAUCCGUCAACAAAUCAAAAACCGAAUCGACAACCGUCAACAACAUCGAUGAUGGAUAAUCUGAUAAAUAUCGCGAAAUCGAAGUUCAAUCUUUGUCCAGCGAACGAUCCAAUACAGACGAAUAAUUUGAUGCAGUUCAUUGAAAGCAUACCAUUGGAAUCGUCAGAAAAGCCACAUCCACGGUCAGGUCAUCGAGCUGUUGCUACUGAAUCUGAUCUGUGGAUAUGGGGCGGUUACUAUCCAUCUGGUGGCGAAGACGAACCAGAAAGAAUGUUUCAAGAACUUUGGCGUUAUAAUUUUGCUCUCCGUCAAUGGACACUCGAGCAAACAACAGGCGAUGGACCCAUUUUAACUCUAGCUUCUCAUUCAAUGUGUCUAUAUCGAAAUUUACUACUUGUAUUUGGUGGCACAGGUCUUCCCUUUGGUUUUCACGUCUCCAAUGACUUAUUUGUACUUGAUUUGAAAAGACUUCAUUGGAAACGAUAUCGUACACGUGACGAACAACCGCAACAAGUCUACGGAGCGAGUAUGAUUUUGAACGAGGAUCAUUUAUAUAUCUUAUGCGGUACAAACAGUUGGAUUUAUAACUCUGAUGUAUAUGAUAUUGAUCUCCCUAAUCUGAAGUGUCAACAGAUAGGAAGUACAUUUGAUGAAAUAGAAGAUCCAAGUGAAACUGGAAGAUAUCGACAAGAAGCAUAUUUACAUCAAAAUAAGAUCUACUUAUUCGGUGGUGGAGGAGUUUCGGGCAUUUCAUUUUCACUUAAACAUUUACCGGUAUUUGACCUCGCUACUCAAUCAUGGUCAUUUGUUCACACAAAUCCUGAUCCUAUCUAUAAUUUUCCAACUCCGAGAAAGUUUCAUUCAAUAUUUCCUUUUCAUAAUAAUCAAGUCAUUAUGUUUGGUGGUGCACAAUUCAAUCGCUUCAACAAUCGUCAUGUUGUUGUAAACGAUCGUAUUUGGGUAUUCAACUUCGAGAAAUUGGAAUGGUCAAUAUUACCAUCGUUGACAAUCCCAAGACCUACCUAUUUUCAUGCUGCUGCAAUGAAUGAACGUGGCGAAGUUUGGAUCCAUGGCGGUGUUGUUGUCGAACCAAGAUCAACGGAUACAAAUAUGAAUCGCAGUGAAAUGCGUGUUACAACAUUGUACAUGAUGCAUACUCGAGUGCCUAAUUUAAGUGAAUUAACUUGGGAUUAUUUUUUAAAUUCCCUACCGGAUCGAACUCGUCUUGUUCGACAACCUGAACUUAUGACAGAACUUCAUAUACCACGGCGAUUUAUCGAGCGUAUACAUUAG
Adineta ricciae is the source of this 1698-nucleotide messenger RNA. Lineage: Eukaryota; Metazoa; Rotifera; Eurotatoria; Adinetida; Adinetidae. The record is from the annotation of a GenBank genome assembly.